AUGGCUAAGCAAUAUGAUGUGCUCUUCCGACUCCUGCUUCUCGGAGAUUCGGGGGUUGGAAAAACAUGUUUAUUAUGCAGAUUCACGGAUAACGAAUUUCACCCGUCUCACAUUUCCACAAUCGGAGUCGAUUUCAAAAUGAAGACGCUAGAGAUAGAUGGCAUCAAAGUGCGGAUACAGAUAUGGGACACAGCAGGACAGGAGAGAUAUCAGACCAUCACUAAGCAGUACUACAGACGAGCACAGGGAAUCUUCCUGGUUUACGACAUCACAAGUGAGCGAUCCUUCCAGCACAUCAUGAAGUGGGCCAGCGAUGUGGACGAGUAUGCUCCUGAUAACAUACAGAAGAUCCUCAUAGGGAACAAGUCAGACGAGGAGGAGAAGAGGCAGGUAGCUACAGAACAGGGCAACAAGCUGGCCAAGGAUUAUGGGAUGGACUUCUUUGAGACAAGUGCCUCCACCAACUAUAACAUCACAGAGUCCUUCACACGAUUGGCUGAGCAGGUCCUGGCAGCCAAUAAGAAGGACCUGGACCUCCUAAGGGCGUCGGUCACAGACGAGCUCAACCUCGCCGCCCUGGAGGAGGAGGAGGGCAUCACAGACGGGGCCACCGCCUCAAAGAAGGGCUGCUGGUGUUAAGGACUGGGCCUGGU
Molecule: messenger RNA, 653 nt
Organism: Salvelinus namaycush (lake trout)
Lineage: Eukaryota; Metazoa; Chordata; Actinopteri; Salmoniformes; Salmonidae
Product: ras-related protein Rab-15-like
Exons: 6
Coding region: 1-639 (212 amino acids)
Biological process (GO): Rab protein signal transduction
Molecular function (GO): GTPase activity; GTP binding
Source: RefSeq, a predicted model, not a curated record